AUGAUUGAAACGACCAGACUGCAUAUCACACCUCUCACCCCGGAUAUUCUUCCUUCUGUGCUACCAGCAUCCAUUCGUAGCUUGGCCACGGAAAUCUCCUUCCACGAAAUCGCUACCUUUCCCGAGAACAAUUACGGAUACGUCACUCUACCGACCAUGGAGGCGGACAAGAUCAAGAAGAAGCUGAACGGCUCGAUUCUCAAAGGCAAGAAGUUUAAGGUGGAGCCUGCUCGCCCUCAAAAGAGACACCGAGAGGAGGAGGUGGCACCUGAAGCCUCCAGCACCAAGAAGAAGUCCAAAAAGUCGAAGAAGCACGAACCAGAGGAUGGUGUGGUGGAGGGCUUCGAGCUUCCCGCAGACCGGAAAGUGAAGAGAGGCUGGACCGAAUCCAGCGAUGCCAAGCAGGAGCGACGGAAGAAAGAAAAGAAGGACAAGAAGGACAAGGAGGAGAAACUACAACCCAAGUCCAAGUACACCGACAAGUCUGAAUGCCUGUUCCGAGCAACUGUUCCACCCAAUCGAGCAUCCGAUGCAGCUGCCGAUGAUAAGAAAGCCAAGAAAAAGAAAUCCUCCAAGGAGGCCGUUGUUCAUGAGUUUGCGAAAACAGUCACUCAACCAAGCUUCUUGCGCAUUGCCGAGGAAACUGGGCCGCUCACAGCUACGUUCGAAGAAGGCAAAGGCUGGGUGAAUGCCGAUGGUACUUUGAGAGAAACAGCCAACGACAAGAUCAAGAGGGACAACUAUCGACCAGGGCAAGUCCCAGGAACGAAGGAGAAGCGCCGAGCUGUCAAGGAACUAGCUCAGGCCGACAAGAAAAUGUGUUCGCGGAAAGAGAAGACCCCAGAGGAAUCCUCAGAGUCCGAGGAUUAUACUUCAUCAAGUGGUUCAUCUACGGACGACAGCAGUGACUCGGAGAGCGAGGCUGAACCUAGCUCUGAGGAUGCAGAUGAGUCUACCAAGGGAGAGCCUGCCAAGCCGCAAUCCAUCAAUGAAGAGAAAGAAAAGUCACCAGAAGCCGCUGGUUCUGAUGUGGAGAUGCUCGAAAAGUCAGACUCGGAGGACGUGACUAGCGAGGCUGUGAAAGAAAUGGAACAGGAUUCAACCCCUAAGGAAGUCCACCCAUUGGAGGCUCUGUUCAAACGAGCUCCCCCGGCAGCCGAAGCGCAACCAGACCCCGAGGCCGGUGCCGGAUUCAGUUUCUUUGGCAAUGACAUUGAAUCGGAAAAUGAGUCUCAACCCGCUGAGCCCCAGACACCGUUCACACCAUUCACAAAGCACGACCUGCAAGACCGGGUUCAGCGCAGCGCAGCUCCUACUCCUGACACCACAGCUGCCACCAAGCAUAUGAAAUGGGAGGAGAACGAUUCAGAUGAUUCGUCCAUUGAUAGCCCGGUCAAACCUCGGACAGACCCUGGCGCAACCAAAGACGAGACCGAAUUCACCAAGUGGUUUUGGGAGAAUCGGGGUGACAACAACCGCGCAUGGAAAAAGAGGAGACGUGAUGCUGCCAAGGAACAGCGGCAGAGAGAUAACCGCAAGAAGGGUUUCAAGGGCAAGUCAUGA
This is a messenger RNA of Penicillium antarcticum, 1563 nucleotides long. RefSeq lists its product as uncharacterized. The transcript has a single exon. The coding region runs from base 1 to 1563 and encodes 520 amino acids. Gene Ontology annotation, molecular function: nucleic acid binding. The record is from RefSeq and is a predicted model, not a curated record. NCBI's taxonomy places the organism in Eukaryota, Fungi, Ascomycota, Eurotiomycetes, Eurotiales, Aspergillaceae.